Molecule: messenger RNA, 1974 nt
Organism: Acanthamoeba castellanii str. Neff
Lineage: Eukaryota; Discosea; Longamoebia; Acanthamoebidae
Exons: 12
Coding region: 1-1974 (657 amino acids)
Source: RefSeq, a predicted model, not a curated record
AUGGAGAAGAAGGAGGAACAGCAGGCAGCUGUUGGUGGUGGUGGCGAUGCCACAGCGGCGGAUGAUGCUGGUAAGGCCGAUGAGGAGGAGCAAGAGGCGCCCAAGGUGGAGCAACAGGUGACACAAGAAGCAUCUCCGCCUCCGCCAGCCGCGCAGAUGCAGAGGGAGCAACAACAGCCCGUGGCAGAGGCCAGCAGGGGCGAGGAGGGAGGAUGGGGUGGGGGAUGGGGCGGCUGGUGGACGGCCACCUCCUCCCUGGUCUCCUCCGUCACCGAAACAGCCUCCAAGGCGGCCAACCAACUCGCUGAUCAGCUGAACGCGGCCCUUCUGGAAGAGGUCGAGGAGGAAGGCGAGAAGAAGGAAGGAGGACAGCAGGAGGGCGGCGACGAUCCCAAGAGCAAGGGCAAGGAGAAGGUCACAGACAGUGACGGCGACGAUGAAGACCACGAUGGCAAAGACAAAGAGGAUCAAGGGUUCUUUGACUACAUCUCGACGGUCCUCCAGCAGCAGGUGGAGGACGCCGAGAAGAAAGCGACGUCGGUGAUCGAGUCGACGAUGACGUCCCUGAACCAGUUCUCUCUGGAGCAAAGCGUGGAGAUGGGGCAAAAGUGGACCAUGCAGUCGCUGGACGUGCUCGAGGCCGUGGGCAAGAAGGCCAUAGAGACCCUCGAACUGGACGAGAAACAGAUUCAGCAGUCCAUCGAACAGCUUGCUCUGUCGGAGGAUGUGCCGGGCGGUGAAGAGAACGCGGGAAAGAAAGCGAGUACGCCGGCAGCCGCCUCGCCCAAGCCGGUGGUCCGCAACAAGGUGGUCACGUUCGAAUCCAACUUCGAGGACUCCUAUGGCAAGGCCCACCUUGAGGCGCUGGAGCAUCUGAGCGCCAGCUGCCUGAUGAUUUUCUACAAGGCCAACCCGCAGGCGCUCAAAAAGCUUUCUGGUGCGCUCAAGAGGAUCGAACAACUAUUUAACGAAGACGAAGAUGAGGACGAGGAAGAAGAGGAGAGGCAGCUGGAUGCAAAGCUUCUCCGUAAGCUGAACAGGAAGGCGCGCAUGAAGCGAAAGAUCAUCGAAAAGUUCGUGGCCACGGCCAAGCAGAGCGCGCAGCAGCUGAUCGAAGAAUUCGCGAAGCAGUUGAGCACGCUCAAGGCCGCGGAAGGUCAGGAGGGAGUGGAGGCCAAGCAGAAGACGCCGGAGGAGAUCUCCGCACAGACGCUGGCCCAACUCGACCACACGUCGAAGGUUGCGAUGCUUCGUCUGUCCGAGCUGAGCGCGGCCUCGGUGGAGCUGCUCCUGCGUGUGGCCGAGAGCUAUCUUGUGGGUGUCACCUCGCCGGUCGCCAUCCACAGGGAGGACACUCCAGAGCAACCGGUCGAGGGCAGCGACGAGGGAGAGGACAUCGGCGCUGAAGCUCCCGCACAGGAGGAGCCUGCGGAGAACGCGGAUGAGGGCGAGGACGGCGGCUUGAGCAGCACGCCCGCCCUGGCUGCCACCUCCCUGGUCAAGGACCUCACGCAGAGUCUCAAGGACGUCACCCAGGCCUUUUUGGCCAGCAUCACCGGUAUUGCCAAGGCAGGCAAGGGCGCUAUGCAAGCUCUUCCUCCUGGUGAGCAUGACAUCAACAAGCUGAGCGCGAAGAUCGACGCCAAGGUGAAAGCGCUGAAGAAGGAGGUGGAGGCCAAGUUUGGCAACAGUGCCGUGGAGAACGUGCAGGAGACCAAGAAGCUGUUCGUCAACAUCAGCAAGGCCGUCCUCGUCAGCGGCUUCCCGGCACAGUCUGCACCCGCUGCCGUUGCCACUGCUUCGUCGCCUUCGCCUUCCUCGCCCAGCACCGAGCGGAAAGCCGCGACUGAAGAGGAAGCUGUGCAGCCAGCGGCAGAGGAGACCACGGUGCAGGAAGAAGAGGAGCCUGCUGCCGAGAAGGAGGUGGUGGAAGAGGCCGAGCAGCCUAGCGGAGAAGAGAAGUCCGACGAGUGA